Molecule: messenger RNA, 6484 nt
Organism: Lethenteron reissneri (Far Eastern brook lamprey)
Lineage: Eukaryota; Metazoa; Chordata; Hyperoartia; Petromyzontiformes; Petromyzontidae
Product: syntaxin-binding protein 5-like
Biological process (GO): exocytosis; Golgi to plasma membrane transport
Cellular component (GO): plasma membrane; SNARE complex; cytoplasm
Molecular function (GO): GTPase activator activity; myosin II binding; syntaxin binding
Source: RefSeq, a predicted model, not a curated record
AGCGCGACAGAGGAGAAGGAGCGACACGGCGAGAGGGGAAAGGGAGGGAGGCGGACGGGCUGGGAAGUGCUCAGGGAGAGAGAAGGGAGCGCACGGCUCACCACCGUUGACACGGCGGGCGAGCUGGGGUAGAGAGACAGGGAGAGAGGCGCGAGACGAACACGGUCAUCUCGCGCGCUCGUCUUCUGUGCGCGUGUUACUGCAAGGGAGAGGCGAAUAGCUCACGAGAGAGGAAGCCGAGGGGAGAGGAGGAGUAGGAGGGACGGCACUUGUCAGCGCUCCGAUGUAGUCGAAUUAAAAGGGGAAUUGCUCAUUUAUUUAUCCCCACCCCUCCCCCCCCCCUUUGAAAUAUCCUCGGAAUUUUUGCGGCCGACGGCGAAUUUCUCUCGCUCCCCGCCGCCCGCUCGUCGCCCUUGUCGCCAUGAAGCGCUUCACGGACAAUUUCCGCAAGGUGCUGGACGGCCUCACCACGCCGGGAGCCCCGCAGAGCCCCAGCAAGCCCGAGAGCGAGAUCGCGGAGAGCCUCGCCUCGGAACACUUCCAAGUAUCAAAGACGGUGAGACACGGAUUCCCACAUCAACCCACGGCGCUCGCCUUCGACCCGGUGCAGAAGAUCCUGGCGGUGGGGACACACGGAGGCGCCUUGCGAGUGUUCGGGAGGCCUGGAGUGGACUGCUUCUGCCAACACGAGAACGGCGUGGAGGUGACACAGCUGAUGUUCAUGGUGAACGAGGGCGCUUUGAUCAGCAGAUGCUCCGACGACAGCCUCCACCUGUGGAACCUGCGGCAGAAGCAGCCGGCGGUGCUGCACUCGCUCAAGUUCCACAAGGAGAGCAUCGGCUGCGCCCACCUGCCAUUCCAGAGCAAGUGGCUCUACAUCGGCACCAAGAAGGGCAACAUCCACGUGGUGAACGUGGAGUGCUUUCAGCUCUCGGGCUACGUCAUCAUGUGGAACAGAGCCAUCGAGUUGUCGACGAAAGCCCACCCCGGCUCCAUCGUGCACAUCAGCGACAACCCCGUGGACGAGGGGAAGCUGCUGAUUGGCUACGAGAGGGGAACCGUCGUGCUCUGGGACUUGAAGUCCAAGAAGGCUGAUUUUCGAUACUAUUACGAAGAGGAGAUCCACUCGGUGUCGUGGCACCACGAGGGGAAGCAGUUCGUGUGCAGCCACUCGGACGGCAGCCUCACCACGUGGAACGUCCGCAGCCCCGCCAGGCCCACCGGCCUCAUCGUGCCCCACAAAAAACCUUUCAAAGAAGGCAGGAGGGUGGAGGUGUGUGGGCCCAUCUUGAAGGUGGAACACAAGACCUGCCGGACUGCGGAGCCCUUCACGAUUUUCUCCGGCGGCCUGGUGGAGGGCAAGGCGAAGCGGAGCAGCCUCUCAGUGAUGCAUGGCAGGAACAUCACCGUGCUCGAGAUGGACUCCAACAUCGUCGACUUCCUCACCUUGUGCGAGACGCCUUACCCCAGCGAUUUCCAAGACCCUUACGCGGUGGUCGUGUUGCUUGAAAAGGACAUGGUGGUGGUUGACCUCACGCAAAGCGGCUACCCAAUCUUUGAAAACCCCUACGCGAUGGACAUCCACGACUCGCCCGUCACGUUCUGCGAGUAUUUUGCCGACUGCUCGGUGGAAAUCAUCCCGGCGCUGUAUUCUGUAGGUGCCCGCCAGAAGAAGCAAGGCUUCAGCAAACAGGAGUGGCCCAUUAGUGGCGGCAGCUGGGACAUCGGAAACCAGAGCUACCCAGAGGUGAUCAUCACAGGGCACGCGGAUGGCUCCCUCAAGUUCUGGGAUGCUUCCGCCAUCACCCUGCAGCUGCUAUACAAGCUCCGCACAGCCAAGAUUUUUGAACGACCCGUGGCGGCCGGGGUCGCAGUUCGGGACGGCGGCAAGGGUGGCGGUGGCGGCAGCGGCGGCAGCGGCGGCAGCGGCGUGCCGUCGCCUGCCCCGGCGGCGGUGGCGGUGGCGCUGGACGAGCCGGAGGACCCAUUCGCCGUCCAGCUGCUGGCCUGGUGCCCCGAGAGCCGCAUGCUGUGCGUCGCCGGCGCGUCGUCACACGUCGUCUUCUACCGAUUCAGCCGUCAGGAGGCCGUCGGAGAGAUCGCGGUGCUGGAGGUGAGGAUGCAGCCGGAGCCAGAGGGAGCCGAAACUCCCGAUCCUGACGCGGUGAUAUCGACCGUCUCCUCCUCGUUGUCAUCAUCGUCCACGACUGCUGUCGCUGCUGCUUCGGGUGCCGCCACCUCCUCCUCCACCUUCCCUUCCUCAUCGCUUCCGCCCCCCCCGGCGCCGUCCGGACCCGGCCCGGGCCUCCCGGCGUCGUCAUCGCAGCUGCCGUACCCACGCGGGCACCCGUCCAGCGCCAGCACCGGCUCGGGCGAUGGGGCAGUGCCGUCCCUCAGGGUGAAGAGCGAGGCUGUGCGCCAGUGGCCGGGCUACCAGGCGGAGCUGGUCGUGCAGCUGGUGUGGGCCGACGGGGAGACCUCACAGCUGCCCACCAGCUUGGAGGUCAGCUCCGCCUAUGGCCUGGUGGCGCUGGGCACUUGCAGUGGCCUCGUGGUGGUGGACGUCCUGCAGAGGAGCAUUCUUCUCAGCCUGAGCUGCCUCGACCUCUACGGCUCCAGUGACCCCUACCAGAGACAACCCAAGUCUCCACGCAAGAGCAAGCAGCUGGCUGCUGGCCUGGCUGACAUCACAGAGGGCAUCGGGGCCCCGGACACAGAGAGGAGCCGCUCGCCAAGUUCAGUAGUGCGAUCACGAAGAUGGAGUUUUGUUUAUUUAACAGUUAAAAGACACCGGAAAUUAAGUCUCCCAAGUGACCUUAAGACAAGCCUAGUAGUUCUGCAAAAGAGCUACCAAAACAGCAAACGAGAUGACGUAAUUGACGCAGACCAGCUGAACGGGGUGUGCACCAGUCCCACCACGGCCCAGCAGUCGAGGAGCCCCGCGAAGCGCUUCGCCCCCAGCGAAGCGCCCAAGGCCAAGAGCCGGGGACCCGUGAGACCUCCGUUCCGCAAGGCGAUGUCUGCCGCCUGCAUGGAGGUCAGCGCGCCCGCCGCGCCCGCCGCGCCCGCCAACGGAGAAGGUGCCUCCAAAUCAUUCCACAUUGGCGUUGGCGCCUGCACUCCAGCUGCCACGACCGCCACGACGCAUGGAGGCAGACGAGCAAUGCUUCAGCAAUUACACAGCUUCAGUAUUUUCUCGCAUGACGAUCACCAGGCCUCCGGUUACGCGUGGAAUGGCCGAGAGACGCGUGACAACUCGCUGGGCCAAUCGCGAAGCUCCAGCGUGUGCAGCAUCGACAAGGAGUCGCGCGAGUCCGUGACGGCCCUGCGCUUCUCGGAGAGCUUCGCGCGCAAGGGCGACGGCUCCACGUGCCCGUGCCUCUGGGUCGGCACCAGCCUGGGCACCGUCCUGUCCGUGGGCCUCAGCCUGCCGCCAUCCAGCGAGCAGCGGCUCAGCCAGCCGGUCAUCAUCUCGCCGAGCGGCACCGUGACGCUGCUCAAGGGCCCCGUCCUGCGCGUGGACUUCCUCGACUGCGGCGGGGCGCUGGCGAGGCGGCCGCACGAGGCGUGGCGCGACACCAACUCGAACAGCGACGAGCGGGACGAGCGGGGCGAGCGGGCGCGGCGCCGCAGGCCCCAGUCGGUGACGCCGUCGGCGUCGGCGCAGGAGCUGGGAGCCGCCACCCAAUACGUGGUGGCGUGCUCCGAGAAGCAGGCCAAGGUGGUGGCGCUUCCGUCGCACAGCUGCGUCUACAAGCACAACAUCACGGAGACGUCGUUCGUGCUGCGCGCCGACGCCGUCGCCAUCGGCGCCAGCGCGUGCCUUGCCAGCUUCUGCGCCAAUGGCCACAUCAUCAUCUUCAGCCUCCCCAGCCUGCGUCCCCUGCUGGACGUGAACUUCCUGCCGCUCGCCGACCUGCGAGCGGCUCGCACGUUCUGCUUCUCCAACAGCGGCCAGGCCCUGUACCUGUGCUCGCCCACGGAGAUCCAGCGACUCACCUACAGCCAGGAGAUGUGCGAGAGUUUACAGGACAUGCUGGGGGAGCUGUUCAUCCCGGUGCAGACCCCGGAGGCUCCCAACAAAGGCUUCUUCAAGGGGCUCUUCGGCGGAAACAGCCCCUCGCUCGACAGGGAAGAGCUCUUCGGCGAGACCGGAUCGGGCAGGGCGUCGCGCAGCCUCGCGCAGCACAUCCCGGGCCACGGCUCCGGCUCCGAGGGAGUAAAGGCCGCGGCGGGCGGAGUUGCGGCCGAGAUGUCGCGGGCGCGCGUGGCGCUGGACGAGCGCGGGCAGCGGCUCGGCGACCUGGAGGACCGCACGGCGGCGAUGCUCUCCGGCGCGGAGAACUUCAGCAAGCACGCGCACGAGAUGAUGCUGAAGACGAAAGACAAGAAGUGGUACCAACUGUGAGGCAACGCGGCGAGCGGCGAGGAGCCGCGGUCGCCGUUCCGCCCAGGAGACGGUCGGGGGGUCGAGAGAGAGUCACUCCGAACGCUCGCCCGCCCGCUCGCUCUCGCGGAGCGCGCAAACAUCGGCGGUGACCGCAAGCGCUCGUGUGCACGGAGACAAUCCCAGCCCGCGUGGACGUCCAAGCACCUGCAACCUCCCCCCCCCCCCCCCCGGGGAGAGAGGGGACGCGCCGGCGGUAAUCGAAUAUUUACAACAACAAAAUCUAAAACAAAACUACAACAACACAUGGCAAAGAUGCGAAACGGACGGGCUCGGGGUAAAGGUGCAGGGGGGGGGGGAUUUGCAGAGUGGCAGUCCGUGCGGAGAUACAAUCGUGCCGAGCGGCAACGCCGAGCUUGUUAACCUGCGUCGCAAAGGUUAACGUAGUACGCGUUCCCGCUUGGCACGUUCGUAUCGUGAGCUCGUCGGCGGAGGCGGGAGUGUGUGGGGGUUGGGGAUGGGGGUUUCUGCGCGUGGAUAUUUUUCGUAGGGUUCAGGGCGGACGGGCGGGCGGGCUGAUGUGGGGAGGAGUGGCAGGGGGAUGUGCAAUGUAUCAAAGUUCGUCACCACAUUGCCAAACUCGUGUGUGUUGCACGUUGGGAGCCGCAUUCGACUCAGCUUUUCCCAAUCGGUCCUGGAGUGUCUGUGGAAAAGAGCUUCAUAGCUUAUCGGAUUCCUCGAGAAUAAACAAAUAUUCUACGAUACGUUUUUUCUUGAAAACCUUAAGGUGUAAUUUCGAUUUAAAGCUUUCGUGACUGCAGGGAUUCAUCUUCUUGGUUCUUUCUGUAAAGUCACGUAGAAGGGAAGUAAUAAAGUAAUGAAAAUAAUGUUUUAUUUUAAUUAUUUUAUUAUUAUUUUAUUAUUUCCCUUCUACGUGACUUUACCGAAAGAACCAAGAAGACCUUAAGGUGUCUUUUCCUUCGUUUGUUUCUAAAGUUGGCUUUAUCGUUUCGAUACGUGGCGCGUUAAAGGUUGUUUUUCUUUGUUUGAGAUUCGAAUUAUGCUUUAAUAAACAAUACGUUUAUCUUCCAUCCUUCAGAAGGACUCAUUUGCAAUAUUAUGAACCGUUUAUUUGAAAGUAUAUUUUGACAAAAAAAAAGUAAUUCAUUGCCGUUAACCGAUUGGGCGUUAAGCGGACAUACGCCCGGGUCACGCGCACUCGUGCACACGCAUCGCAAGUAUACGUUUAUUACGGUACGUCCGGUUGUGUUUUUGCGAGAGCAUCAGUCACGCUUUUCCAACUUGUGCGAUGUUUUGUAAGAGAUUAUAUUAUAAGACGAACACGUAUGGUUUUAGCUAAUUAUGCAGUAGUUUUCAAUAGACAUUUAUUAGUCCGCAAAAUAUAUUCGUAACCUGUCCGACCGUGUUACUGCACACCUUGAUAAAAAUAACUAAAGUCUUACUAUUCUUAAUAUUUAUUAUUAAUAUUAUAUUACAACGUAGACAUAUACAAUUACGGAUACAUUAAAGACUUGACUUUAAUGUUCAAUGGCUAUCUGUUAUGCCCUGUAAUGCUCUUACAGCGGAUGUAUUUUGUAAACCUUUGCAUCCUUUGUAUUGGUCUGUACCGAUCGUGACCUGGAGUCAUUCACCUGCUGCACGGACUGGGGGUCAAGGCUGCCGUUUCUGGAGCGUUUUUGAGUCUCGGGGGCAAGGGGGGAAUGAGGGGGGGGGGGUAUGAGACAAUUUGGCUCGUACGACUGGUCCUUGAAUAAGUAAGGCUGCGUGCCCGUGUCUGGCUGGUCUGGCGGUAGAAAGAUUCACCAGAGAAACACAAAAGAAAUGCACAAUUGUUUGAAGAGCAUUCGUGCAGAGUUUACUGGCGGUGAGAGACGUGGCACUCGUGUGUGUGUGUGUAAGUCUCGCGUGAGUGUUAUUAUUUCGUGUUUGUUUUCUACCUAAUAUGAACGUGCUCGUCGCACGAGGUUACGGGCGUGGGGGGGGGGGGUUGCCCAGCGCUUCACUGGUAAUUUGUAUUUCGAUUUAAAGCUUUCGUGACUGCAGGGAUUCAUCUUCUUGGUUCUUUCGGUAAAGUCA